Necator americanus (New World hookworm) is the source of this 366-nucleotide messenger RNA. RefSeq lists its product as uncharacterized. The transcript is spliced from 4 exons. The record is from RefSeq and is a predicted model, not a curated record. NCBI's taxonomy places the organism in Eukaryota, Metazoa, Nematoda, Chromadorea, Rhabditida, Ancylostomatidae. The coding region runs from base 1 to 366 and encodes 121 amino acids.
AUGCAUCAAAGAGAAUGCGAAUGCACAGGCGGUACCUUUACAGGUAUCUACGAUCCACCCGAUCCCAACUGGACUCGCACUGGCAAAAUUCAUGAAUAUCUCAGACAAAAACACAAAGUCCGCCUUAAGAUCAAGAGUUGGCAAAACGUUCCUCACGCAGAUUUCAGCAAGGUGCUCGUGCUUUACGUUCAAUCCUGGAAAAAGUUUUGUUGGGCGCGAAAUUUCAAAUCCCCUUCAGUGAAGUGUACGUGUAACACGGGAUGCAAUAUUAGGAUGCAGGGGUUGGAAUACACAAGAAAGCUAGUAGGAAAAAAAAAACAACAAAAGAGGGAAACGAUCUCGAAGCAACAUGUUUUGAUUUUGUAA